Molecule: messenger RNA, 1428 nt
Organism: Sclerotinia borealis F-4128
Lineage: Eukaryota; Fungi; Ascomycota; Leotiomycetes; Helotiales; Sclerotiniaceae
Source: the annotation of a GenBank genome assembly
AUGGCGACAACAACUAUUACUCAAAUUGAAUUCCAAUCCUUUCACAAUGAUUCUUCACCUUGGGUAAUAAGCACACAUGGAGAGUCCGAUCCAGAAGAUAUCAGACAAAAUACGAUUCCACUUACCAACGCCGUAGAAGUUUUACAGAAAUGGAAUUACCCUCGUCAGAAUAUCUUCCGAGUUGGAGCUUCGUUUUGGGGAUUCUUCCUCAUGGGAAUGAAUGAUGGUUCUUAUGGUGCCUUGAUACCAUUUGUAGGUCACCUGGAACAAUACUACCACCUAUCUUACACAGUCAUCUCCCUGAUCUUCCUCUCUCCUUUCGCCGGCUAUACUUUCGCAUCACUAAUAAACGACCGCGUGCACGUGCACUUUGGUCAACGAGGUGUAGCCAUCAUUGCCAGUCUAUGCCAUCUAAUUUCCUACAUAGUCCUCUCUCUUCAUCCUCCAUAUCCGGUUCUCGUCGUCAUGUUUGUUUUCGUAGGAAUAGGUAAUGGAUUAGUGGAUGCGGCCUGGUGUGCGUGGCUUGGUAAUAUGGCAAGUGCCAAUCAAGUUCAGGGAUUUUUGCAAGCUUGUUAUUCAUUUGGGGGGACGGUAGCACCAUUGAUUGCGGCUGGGAUGUUGGCAAAGGCUGGGCUGGAGUGGUAUUAUUUCUAUUAUAUCAUGACCGCAGUAGCAGCCACCGAACUCAUUACCUCUACAUGGGCAUUCUGGGCUCAGACAGGUCAUAUCUACGCAUCGGAGAAUCCUCGAGAUGUAAAUGCCAAGACAGGAAGACUUCGAGAAGCUUUAAGCAACAAGUUAACCUGGAUAUUCGCAGCUUUUAUCUUUGGAUAUGUAGGAGCUGAAGUAUCCCUUGGAGGCUGGAUCGUAACCUUCAUGACUCAAGUCCGCUCCGGCACAACCUUCUCCGCAUCCCUAACAUCCACCGGUUUCUGGGCCGGCAUGACAGUCGGACGCAUGUGUCUCGCCUUCCUAACCGCCUGGCUCGGCGAAUUCACCUCCGUACUCGUCUAUCUGGGAAUCUGCAUCAUCCUCGAACUUCUCUUCUGGUUCAUCCCUUCAUUCUACAUCUCCACCGUCGCAAUCGCUUUUCUAGGCAUGUUCCUCGGUCCUUUGUUUCCCACAGCCAUCGUUCUGGUUACCAAAUUGAUGCCCAGGGAAUUGCAUGUAGGGAGUAUUGGAUUCGCGACGGCGUUUGGAGGGGGUGGUGGGGCGGUGUUUCCAUUUAUUGUGGGGGCGCUGGCGCAGGCUAAGGGGGUUAAGACGUUGCAGCCGGUGGUGUUGGCUCUUUUGGUGGCUAUUUCUGGAUUGUGGAUGUUGGUUCCGAGGAAGGGGAAGAGAGAUGAAACGGUCACGGAAGGGGAAGGUGGGUCUAGAGGAGAGGGAGAGGGAGAGGGAGAGGGAGAGGGUGUUCUCGUGACUAAUUGA